AUGACCUCAGUGAUUCUCAAACAAGAGGAUGUUUCAACUCCUGCUAGAACCUACUCCUACAGAAGCCGCCCCCGAGCUGUGCCUGCCAGAAAGCGGUAUCGAGAACAUGAGCAGGGUGUUAAUGAAGAAGGUGCAGUCCACUAUGGGAACCUCAUGUAUGACCGGAGAGUGGUUCGAGGCAACACAUAUGCUGCUCAAACAUUACCUUGGAGUCCUGAACCUGAUCCUGUUGAGAUUCAGAAGCAACGAGAAGCCCACAGGAAAAUGCUUGCUAGAAAGAGAGCAAAGGAAGAGGAGCAGGUACACACCCCAGUAGUGGACGAUAGCAAAAGCCGUGUCGAUGUGCAGACAGAAUUGUACCUGGAAGAGAUUGCAGAUCGCAUUAUUGAAAAUGAUACAGAGUGUCAAACAGAUGCUUUCCUCGAAAGGCCAGACUCGCCAUUAUUCAUCCCACAGAAAACUGGAGCUGAUGCAGCUACACAAAUCGAAGAAGGAGAGCUCUUUGAGUUUGACAUUGAAGUCAAACCAAUGCUUGAAGUUUUGGUUGGAAAAACCUUGGAGCAAGCUUUGCUAGAAGUCUCAGAAGAAGAGGAGCUGGCCAAUCUUCAGGCCCACCAGUACGCUUACCAGGAAUUGCACAAUGCAGAGAUAGCUGAAGUGCACCGCCUAGAAGAACGACAGAGACGACGCAAAGAGGAAAAGGAACGUCGUAUGAUGCAGCAAGUGGAAAUACAGGAAAGGCAGACAGAAGUCACUGAGAAAAUCGCAGCUCGGGCCUUUGCUCUGCAGUACCUGUCGAACCUCAUUCCUUCAGUCUUCACUAAUCUUCAGAAUAAGGGGUUCUUCUAUGAUCAAACAGAAAGUGAUGUUGAGGAAGGAUUCCUUCCAUAUUUGAUGGACAGCGUAGAAGAGCUUGUGAAGAAGAGACUUCAAGGAAGAAUAAUGACUGACUUGUUAAUUAGGGAGGUGGCUGGAAAGAGGUUGGAAGACUUCGCUGAAAAUCAGAUGUUUGAUCAGUAUCAAAUAGAUAACAUCGGGCAGCGUUCCUUUCAGAGGAAUUCUAGCAAACUCUUCGGUAGUGGAUCUGCAAAAUCUUUUGGAGGCGCAGAACUGUCAUAA
Elgaria multicarinata webbii is the source of this 1119-nucleotide messenger RNA. It is a transcript of the gene RSPH3, whose product is annotated as radial spoke head 3. The record is from RefSeq and is a predicted model, not a curated record. Gene Ontology annotation, cellular component: cilium. The coding region runs from base 1 to 1119 and encodes 372 amino acids. Lineage: Eukaryota; Metazoa; Chordata; Lepidosauria; Squamata; Anguidae. The transcript has 9 exons.